CCUCCACACUCGUUCAUAUCCAUACGUGCAAAUUAGCUUGGCAACAAUGGUAUUGACUCUGUCGCCUGAAUUGCUCGUCUGCACCUCCGUCCUCCUCCUACUUUUAGCCUUCUGCAUGUACACAAAGCCUAGGAGAUCAAAGCAUCCAUUGCAAACGACGGAUUGGCCAAUACUUGGCAUCCUCCCUUCACUCAUCCUCAACCUACACAGGUUCCACGAUUACAUCACCGAAGUCCUCCCCUCCUAUGAGCAUAACCUCAAGUCGUGCUUAACUAGCAUGCGCUUCUUGAUCACUUGUGACCCGACCAAUGUCCGGCACGUUUUCACCUCAAACCACACAAACUACCUCAAGGGCAAGGAGUUCUCGGAGAUGUUCGACGUUACAGACGGCAGCUUCUUCACCGUCGACGGCGAGCCAUGCCGCCGGCAGCGUGCUAGGAUUCAGAGCAUAUUCAGCAGCCCGCGGCUGCUCGCCUUGAUGGCCGACUGCUGCCGUGACAAGGUGGAGAAGGGCGUUACCCCGUUCCUGACACGUAUGGUGACCACCGGGGCCCCGUUUGACAUGCAUGAUUUGAUCACGAGGUUCGCGUUCGACGUGACCGCCACGCCCAUCUUCGGCGUGGACCCUGGUCUCCUCUCAACCGGCGGCCAUAACAUGCCACUACAACCCACGCAUGCCACCGUCGCCAUGGAUACCGUCAUGGAGGUGGCACUGCUCCGCCACGUCCUGCCAGUGUGCUGCUGGAAAGCGAUGAGGUGGCUAAACAUUGGCCCAGAGAGAAAGCUCGCCGUGGCGCAUAAAGUGCUUCGUGGGUUUAUAGCAGAGAUGAUGGAGAGGAGCAAGCUGAUGACAAGCAGCCAUACUGGUGAUCAGGAGGGUCCUGUUGGCCCCGUAGACAAUAUUAUGUCUACAUACAUCAACGAUCCAGAAUACAACGAUGGCCUGCUCUGCGCGACGCUCAUCAACUUCAUGAUCGCUGGGAGGGACACCAUCGGCACGGCGUUGCUAUGGCUCUUCUACAGCCUCGCCCAGAACCCUGACGUCGUGUCCUGUAUCCGGAAAGAAUUGUUCCCUAUUGCCUCGGGCAAAGCAGCACACGCCAGCACCAUGGUUAUAUUUGAGCCCGAGGAGACUAAAGCCCUUAUCUAUUUGCACGCCACUUUGUUCGAGUCUCUCAGGCUGUUCCCUCCGAUCCCCAUCGAGCGCAAGACGGUGAUCGCUGACGAUGUGAUGCCGAGCGGCCACGGGGUGUGUGCUGGUGACACCAUCCUCGUCUCCCUCUACUCCAUGGGGAGAAUGGAGCAGGUGUGGGGGCAGGACUGCCGGGAGUACAAGCCGGAGAGGUGGCUCUCUGGAAACGGCAGCGAGCUACGGUAUGUGCCAUCUCACAAGUUCUUGGCGUUUAACUCGGGGUCUAGGAUGUGCCUCGGAAAGGACAUUGCCAUCAUGCAGAUGAAGACUGUCGUUGCUGCCAUCGUGUGGAACUUCGACCUGGAAGUGUUGGAAGGGCAUUCUGUCCAACCCAAGUUUUCUUGUAUUCUGCAGAUGAAACAUGGGCUUAUGGUGAAAGUGAAGAAGCGAGAAAUGUAGUGCGGUGCUGCUAGGGUCCAUGCCGUGGAACGCAGCGUUUUAGUUUCCGGGCGACAGCGAGCUUUUUAUCAUCAUGGCAGUACAGUCUAGUCUUGGGAUUCACAAACUUCAGAAUCCACACUAUCUUUUUUUUUUUUGCAUCGAAAAUCCACACUAUCUAAACCAUACUAUAUGCAUUAGUAUUUAAAUAUGUGUGUUUAGAUACAACUCAUGUACGUAAUGGAUUGUAUCCUAUUGUUGUACUAUUUAGAAAGGAUUCUCAUCUAUCUAUACCUAUACUAAUUACAGACUCCCAAAAAAUUACCACGUUAAUCAGUAAUUAUGAGCCGUUAAUCUGGUGGGGUCGAGUUAUUACGGUGUAGAUCAAUUCAUAAUUUUCUCUUAAAGAUUUGGUCUACUGUGAAAAAAAAACUGCUAUUAUUCAACGGAUUCUUCCUCCCGUAUUAAAAGCAAUCUUCCUCCGGCCCGUAACAAAAGCAUUCCAUUAAUCCACCGAUUCUUCCAACCGUAAUAAAAACAAUCUAUAAAACUUUGAUUUUAAAAAAUACUCUAUCUACUCAUAAACUCUAACCGUCUCCUUCCAAAAAUAAAGAAAAAAAUCUAAUCUAAUUGUUAUCUCGCCCAAUCUCGCAGUGUCACGAUCCGAUGACCGCAUACCUCCUGCAAUCUCCCGUCAUGUCCUCUGUGGCGGCAGCGCCGUGGCAAUGGAUCCAGCUCAACUCCAGGGCCGAUGACUUUGAGAUGAGUUGGGACGUUACCUUCACGCAGCUCGAGGGGGGCACCAGUACCAGCGCCAGCGUCUUUGUCGGCAUCAGCUAGCAGCAGGUCUACACCGUGGCGCAGUGCAGCUCAUCAAGAUCGAGUGCACGCCAUGGCCCCCGGUUAGGUAAUCUAAUGGCUUUCUUCACUCUCCCUUAAUUUUCCUAACAAAUCAAACACCGAUUUGUGCAAGGGAAAUCUCAUCGUACUAUAUGCUUGGCAUGGCACCACACAACAUACACAGAUUGAUCUAACUGGCCUCGGCAACAUCAGGAAAGCUCAUGUCUGAUGUUUAUUUUAGGCAAUGGAUGGUAAUUUCUGUUGUGCAGGGGAUGACGGCCAUGGGAUAAUGCUCUUCUUUAGUUGUUUGUUCCAAUUAAUAACAGAAGUAAGAGGAAGAAAAGGGAGCCGUCAGAUUGUAAUGUACGGCAGAUUCUGCUAGCUACAGUAGCAGCUGAAAGACCCAUCGCCGUCUGCCUAGCCACUUGGUGCUUCUCACGAUCGAGGACGGCAGAAGAACAGAGCCAUGCAUAUCUGAGUGCCCAUGGCCCACCGCCUCGUGAGCGGCUGCAGGCCUGCAGGGCGUCCUUGCCUCAUGCGGCACGUAUGGCUGCCAGCCAAGACAUCAGUGAUGCCAAUGACAUAUGAUGCCCGAUGGAGGAGGUUCAGUAGCUGCGCAUCAUGGGAGAUGACAGGGGGGUUCUUCAACGCCGGAGCUCCAACAUCAAUUGUUGCCUGAAGCUGUUAGAUACUGAUGCAUGUGCCCAGUAGUUAGACUCCUCCAAGGAUGAAAACGAUCCAAAACUAAUCCUUCCACCACAACAGUAACGUAUGCAAAGUGGCCCUUUGUCCAACUCCAAUCUUGAUCCAUCCAUGUUUGAGGUGAGAGAACACCUAUGUCGUUGUUAAUUCUCUUUACUGGACUGUACAGAUUUAUAACUGAAAAUGGAAUAGCCGAUGCCCCCCUGCACAGCCACAUAUGGAUCUUAUAGACCAUAACACUGCAAGUGUGCAUUGAUGGACAGCGAGGACAUAUUAUUGGGGCAUGCAAUUUCUGAACAAUAUUAGCAUCCAAUGUCCUAGAAUAAAAGACAUGAAGAAAUCAGUCUGGUGAAGAGCUUCUAAUCGAUAUUAGUGAUGGGUAAGAAUGGUUCCAAAGUGUCUUAAGUAAGAAUAGUAUAUGUUGGAAUUUUAGCUUAUGAUACUGACAUGUAGAAUGAUUCCGAGACAUUACUCUCCUUGAAUUGCGUAUUCAGAUUAAUCAUGAUAUAUGUGACCAAACCAGGCAACAACACUGAGUGGUCUCAUCUUUCAGCUCACAUUCUUCCACUUAUGCAUAUGCCCACACAGCUUCAUAUGUGUAUUUUCUCAUACAAGUGUUUGUUGAACCAAUCAAGAUAGCUCUUAGAUUUGGUGUUUCCUAUGUAGUUACCAUUGCAUCCAUUCAUAAAUAAUGUUGGUUCCUUGACAACUUUCAGUAUAUUCAUGGUUAAUGGAAGCAAUAGAAAUUUGAAAUUCAGUUAACUAUAUGUCUGUUUUUUUGAGGGAUCAAGUGCCAGUCUCUGCCCCAGCUGAAACUUUAUUACACAAAGAUACAGAUCUUUGGGGUAUAGGAGGCAGAGAUACAUAGCAGGCAGCACACAAGGUAGCAGAUUGACCCAAUCUCACACAAACUGAAGCGCUGCACACUAAGAACUCAAUGGAGCAGCAGGCAACCUACGAGGAAUUAUGAUAGUUCAGUGCUCAAGGUGAGUCCUGAGCAUCAGAACCAGCUGAUGGUUGGAAAGAACACGAGCCAGAACAAGUACAAUACAAUCAUAUUGGCAAGGCGACAGUGAAGGCGACGAGGCGAAGCAGCAAGCUCUGUGGAUAUGCAUUUUCUCUCUCCACUAUCCUAUUAUGUUUUGUAGUUGUGAUGAUAAAAUUCUAACAGAUUCUCCCCGAAUAUAGUAGUACUGUAAUUUUUUUUCU
This is a messenger RNA of Triticum aestivum (bread wheat), 4321 nucleotides long. Its product is annotated as noroxomaritidine synthase 2-like. The transcript has a single exon. Gene Ontology annotation, molecular function: monooxygenase activity; heme binding; iron ion binding. The record is from RefSeq and is a predicted model, not a curated record. Lineage: Eukaryota; Viridiplantae; Streptophyta; Magnoliopsida; Poales; Poaceae. The coding region runs from base 47 to 1591 and encodes 514 amino acids.